This is a messenger RNA of Exophiala dermatitidis NIH/UT8656, 2849 nucleotides long. RefSeq names its product long-chain fatty-acid-CoA ligase. Gene Ontology annotation, biological process: long-chain fatty acid metabolic process. The transcript has a single exon. Gene Ontology annotation, cellular component: endoplasmic reticulum; membrane. The record is from RefSeq and is a predicted model, not a curated record. The coding region runs from base 365 to 2533 and encodes 722 amino acids. Lineage: Eukaryota; Fungi; Ascomycota; Eurotiomycetes; Chaetothyriales; Herpotrichiellaceae. Gene Ontology annotation, molecular function: long-chain fatty acid-CoA ligase activity.
GGCUUCUGCCUUCCAUUAUCCGACCCUUUGCCAGUCGUCAGCAAGGCCUUUCCAGGUCAGCGCCAGUGGAUUCUACCUUGAUGAUGGAUGGAUGGAUGGACAAAUGACCGAAUGACUGCUUUUUGGACAGUACUUGAUGCUACAUCCGUUGUACAAUUCCCUUGUGCACGCACAGGUAAAUAUGGGCAUGUCAUGUCACCCGCUCCCUUCAACAACACCUCCUACCACCAGCCAUUCCCCGUCUCUACCACAUCUCGUCUCCUUUGUUCUCUCUUCCUCUUUCUUGCUUCCUCUUUCUGCCUGACUACUAGUACAUCAUUGGUGCUGCGCCGUGCUUUCCCUCGAUCUUGGUCUCGUGUCCACCAUGCCACUGCCGUCUCUUCUUUCCUCCAAACCUCCCCAUCUGCAAAAGGCAGAGGAAUAUCACGACCCGCUUCCCCAGGGCGAGCCAUGUUCCAUUACUGUGCCAGGAUCCGACAAGCCCGGUCGUACGCCCGUAUAUCGACACCAUAAAUGUCGCGAUGGCCUCCUCCAAACCCUCGACCCCUCCGUCCGCACCGGCCACGAUAUGUUCGAGUCGGCCGCGCAAAGAUAUCCCCAUGCGCCGUGCCUAGGAUACCGCCCCUAUGAUUCGGCCAAGAAGACGUUUGGUCCUUUUGAAUGGUUAGACUACGAAACAGUACAAAAGAGACGAGCAGACUUUGGUGUUGGGAUUGUCGAGUUACACGCAAGAGAGGGCAUCACCGGGACUGGUUAUGGUGUCGGUCUGUGGUGUCAAAACCGACCGGAAUGGCAGUUGACCGACCUGGCCUGCAUGUCCCAGUCAUUGUUCUCCGUUUCGCUCUACGACACUCUCGGUCCCGAAACCUCUGAAUACAUUAUCCGGCACGCCAACCUUGCCUGCGUCGUGUGUUCUUUGCCGCACGUGCCCACUCUGCUCAAGCUGAAGCCACGGCUGCCGAACCUCAAGAUCAUCAUUGUGUUGGAUCCGCUUGGAACCACAGCCCCCAAUGAGAAACCGGAGCUGUCGAAACAAGCCCUGCUCGAUUCGCUGGCCGCGGAUGUCGGGCUCAAGAUCUUUUCGCUGGAGACGGUGGAAAAGUUGGGCGAGUCGUUGAAAAGACCAUACACUCCGCCGAGACCAUCAGACCCCAUAACCAUCAAUUAUACGUCUGGCACGACGGGCCCUCCUAAAGGGGUUGUCUUGACCCAUGCCAUGGCCGUGGCGGCCACAUCUUCCUCUCUCUGUUCAUCCAAGCUCGACCAGUCCGGAGUCGGCCUCAGCUACCUGCCCCUAGCGCAUAUCUACGGCCGACUCCUCGAACACACAUCUCUUUGGGCAGGUGCUCGACUAGGUUAUUUCCACGGCAACGUGCUCGAGCUUGUGGAUGACUUGAAACUGCUUCGUCCGACGAUUUUCGCAUCGGUGCCCAGACUAUUCAACCGAUUUGGCGGCGCCAUCAAGGCCCAGACAGUCGAACAACCCGGUUUCAAGGGGGCACUGAGCAGACACAUUGUGCGGACGAAACUGGCCAAUGCCGCCGAACCGUCGCCCAAAUCCAAGUCGUCGCACAACCCAACACAAUAUCACGCUAUCUACGACCGCAUCUGGGGCCGCAAGGUCGCCGCGGCUCUGGGACUUGACCGCGCAAAGACGAUGGUGUCCGGAUCGGCGCCGUUGGAUCCAUCUCUGCAACAGUUUUUGCGCGUGGUCUUUUCGACCCGCUUCAUCCAGGGUUACGGGCUGACGGAAACAUAUGCUGUUGCUUUGGCUCAACCUCCCGGUGACUUUUCCGUUGGCAACUGCGGCGGCGUAAUGCCGUGUCAGGAAGCAUGUUUACUGAGUGUGCCGGACAUGGACUACACCGUGGACGACAAGCCUUACCCGCGUGGUGAACUGUUGCUGCGCGGCGAGUCCGUGUUCAAGGGAUACUACAAGAACGACGAGGAGACGGCCAAAGCUUUUACGGAGGACGGCUGGUUCAAGACGGGCGACAUUUGUACAGUGGACGAACUAGGUCGGUUUACUAUCAUUGACCGCCGCAAGAACGUCCUCAAGCUCGCUCAGGGCGAAUAUAUCUCGCCCGAACGCAUCGAGGGCGUCUAUCUGUCUUCGUGCAGUUAUCUCGCCCAGGCGUUUGUGCACGGCGACAGCGUGCAGACGUUUUUGGUCGGCAUCUUUGGAGUGCAGCCCGACACGUUUGCACCCUUUGCGUCAAAAGUGUUGGGCAGGGAUAUUUCGCCGACCGAUCUGGAGGCUAUCAAGGCCGCCUGUGAAGAACCGAAGGUCAAGCAGGCCGUGCUUAAGGAUCUUGACCGUGCAGGUCGACGGAAGAAGUUUGCUGGAUAUGAGAGAGUGCGCAACAUUCAGUUGGCCCUCGAGCCGUUUAGUGUUGAAAACGACCUGUUGACUCCGACGCUCAAGUUGAAGAGACCUGUUGCGGCGAAGAGGUACCGUGAUGUUUUGGAUCGGUUAUACGCUGAAGCGUUGGAGGAAGAGAAGAGGACUGGUGGUGCUAAGGCGAAGUUGUAGGGCUUUGGUUGCAAUCAACUUUGUUGGCAUUCAAGUUCAGAUUUCAGAUGCAUCGGCCCGCAUGAUACUCCUAGAACUAGAACUAGAUUCUGCAUACUGGAACAUUGGGCACUGAACACUGCAUACUCGACAAUAGUAGUAGUACUUGGUGUAUAUGUUAGGUAGGCACUGUGACUACAGGUAGGUAGACAGAUACAAGAGAAGAGAAAAGAUGAGACCUCAGCACCUUUAUGUAUUGUGGCACCAUCUAUUCCAACGCACCGCAGGGCAGGUGCAGGCCAAAAAAGAUAAAACGAAAGCACCAUUCGGAGGACAA